Molecule: messenger RNA, 471 nt
Organism: Staurois parvus
Lineage: Eukaryota; Metazoa; Chordata; Amphibia; Anura; Ranidae
Source: the annotation of a GenBank genome assembly
AUCCACAUUACCGCCAUUGCUCUAAAAUCUUUGUUUUAUUAAAUCGACCACAGUAAAAACAUCACAGGUACAAAGGUUGAUGCGUUCCUGCUUAACACGACUUAGUAAUAACCAGGGGCGGACUGACAACUCAUGGGGCCCCCAGGCAAUAGGGGAUCAUGGGGCCCCUGUGUCCUUGCCCAAACUCAAAAAAGCCUAUGAAAAAAGUACCAGGGGCAUCUCAUGGGGCCCCCUACUGACUCCGGGCCCUCGGGCAGUGCCCAAGUUUCCAAAUGGUCAGUCCACCCCUGCGACACUGACUGGUGACAGUAUGAAAAAAAAAAAUAUAUAAAUUUUUUUUAUUUUUUUUUUAUUUUUUUAUUAUAUUUAAUUUUUUAUUACAUUUUUUUUAUUUUUUUUAAGAUUUUUUUUCAUAAUUUACUAUGACCAAAAUAGUACAAUGUUACCAUAGUAACACUGUACUACUUUGGG